GGAGGGAGAUGAAAUAUGAGAAAGAGAGACGCAGAUUCCAUCAUCAUAGUUAGCUUAUUUCCGUCGUCAAAUGACGUGACGUCGAAUACUCGAUCUUCAUGCAUUGAUCUCUCGCACUUUUCUUUAGUGAUGAAUUUUCAUUUCGGCUUGGUUGUGAUCUUCGUAAUCCUUAAUGUGGUUUUCGUUUGGUCCACCGAUAAUGGCAUUUCGAAGAAGAACGUUCAACUGAGUUUCGGCAUUGCGACAAAUCCUUUUCUCCAAUCGUCCAACCUAAAUCUUCCCAAUAUUCAAAACAAUCCUUUCUUGUAUCCAUCAAGUAACAGAAUUGAAAACUCACUCUUGUCAAAUGCUGUUGCAACACAGGCAUCUAAUAUAGUUUUUCCCAAUAAUAACUAUAAUCCGUUUCCUAAUAGUAAUGCGAAUCCUUUCCUGACAAAUUUUCGUAAUUCUACUAAAGAAAUAAUUGAUCCAAAAGUUAAGGUAGAGUCUUCUAGUUCACCAAGUCCUGUUUCGCAAACACCUUAUGCACCACUACCAUCCUAUCCUACAUCAACAUCUAAUACACCAGCACCGAAUAAUGAUUUUAUAUUUCCUACUCCUCCUAAAAUUCAUUCUCCAACUUCACACGUACCAUCCUGGAAGGAACUGUUACCUUCUAAGCUCAGUCCGGAAAAACCGAUAUCAGAACUUAAGUGCGAAGAAUAUGUGGGAGAAAUUGUGGAGACAACUUUGAUGUCGACUCUGACUGGUUCAUCAUCGGCCAUACAUAAAUUGACUAAUAGUUGUGAGAAAGAAAAUAAUAACUUGGUGGUUGGUGGUACCGAAGCACGUGUCGACGAGUUUCCUCACAUGGUUGCACUAGGCAAACGUAAUUUUGACGAAUUUAUUUUGAUGUGCGGCGGCACGCUGAUUUCACAUACGUGGGUGAUUUCCGCUGCUCAUUGCACUCAUGGGACAGAUGGCGGUAUAACAGACGCAAAGAUUGGCUUCCACAGUUUAUCAGACCAGAAAGGCGUUAUAACUGUAAUUAAAGAUAUAAAAACUCAUCCGGAUUAUAAACCACCUGCGAUGUAUGCGGAUAUAGCUCUGGUACAGCUUAUGACUGUUGUUACGUUUAGUAAGUCUAUACGACCCGCGUGUCUUUAUCAAUUAUUUAAUACCAUGCCUAGCAAGGUUUGGGUGAGCGGCUGGGGUGUUACCAAAUACAGCGGAGAGGUGAGCGAUCGAUUACAAAAGGCUGAACUGAAUGUGAUAGAUAAUCUAUUGUGUACAAUACGGCAUAACAGUUCCACAGAAGAAGUUCCGUACGGUAUCACACCAAGUAUGAUUUGUGCUGGCGAUCUUAGUGGCAACUGGACAAGGGACACUUGCCAAGGAGAUUCCGGUGGUCCUCUCCAAAUAGUUUCUGAGAAUAAAUGCGUCUUCCAACUGAUUGGUAUCACUAGUUUUGGUAAAGCCUGCGCAAUGAUCGAUAUUCCCGGUGUUUAUACUAGAGUGUCCCAUUAUAUUUCGUGGAUCGAAGGUAUAGUCUGGCCGCAAGGACAAUAAUCACAAUUUAUUCGACUUUUACGAAAGCAAAAGAAAUUAUGAAUACAAUUGACCAGUCUGCAAUUCUGACUAGAAUAUUGGAAAGUAAGAAUAGAGAAAUCACAAGAUAUGGAUUUAGAAUGCAGCAUUGAUGUUGAUCUUCUAAACUGUUAAAAAUCAAGAGAUUUUACUAUCGUGAAUAGUUCGCCAUGUAAGGCCAUCACCAUAAGGACCAUGGAUUGAUGGGAAUAAGAUAUGCCACCAACUUCUGUAACAAUUAAUGAGAUACAUUAUAAAAAUAAUAUUAGACAAAUUUUUGGACAAUGAGACUAUACAAAUACAAAAAUAAUAUUGAACAAAGUAUCAACAAUUCAA
Acromyrmex echinatior (Panamanian leafcutter ant) is the source of this 1902-nucleotide messenger RNA. Its product is annotated as serine protease snk. NCBI's taxonomy places the organism in Eukaryota, Metazoa, Arthropoda, Insecta, Hymenoptera, Formicidae. Gene Ontology annotation, molecular function: serine-type endopeptidase activity. Gene Ontology annotation, biological process: proteolysis. The record is from RefSeq and is a predicted model, not a curated record.